Messenger RNA from Mesorhabditis belari, 3945 nucleotides. The record is from the annotation of a GenBank genome assembly. Lineage: Eukaryota; Metazoa; Nematoda; Chromadorea; Rhabditida; Rhabditidae.
AUGAUAAACGCUUUGAGACGAGAAUGUGACAAAGAUGAAGAGAAAGAGAACGAUCGACGGCCCUACUCGUUUCCCUAUCCACCCUAUGAGAUUCAGAUGAGGCUAAUGAACGAAAUUAAUGAGUGUAUUGAGAGAAAACAGGUAGGAAUCUUCGAAUCUCCGACGGGCACUGGGAAAUCGCUCUCCGUGCUAUGCUCGACGUUGACGUGGUUGGAGAAGAACGCGGAGAAAGAAAAACGAGAGUUGAAACGAAUCAUCGAUGAAACAAAGGAAAAAGGAGUGAAAGAAGAAAAAGCGGUUAACGAUUGGAUCGCGGAACACAAGAAGAAGUUGGCCAACAACAAAGAAGUGGAUGAGGCGAAAGAUCGUUUGGAGGUGCUGAGAUUGAUCGACGAGCGGCUGAAACAAGCGCGACAAUCGAAAGACGAGGAACAAACAUCGAGAAAACGAAAAGGAAAUUGGAAAGAAUCGACAAAAGAAGAUGCAGAUGCGGAUUUACUGCCAGAAAAGGAAGAAGAUGAAUGUGCUCCAGCAGAUGACUACGAUUCGGAUGAUGAUGCCUCGAAAUCGAAAAAGGAUGACGAUGAAGUGACAGCGUUAAAAGUGACAAAGAUCUUCUACGCAAGCCGCACUCACUCUCAAUUGGAACAACUCGUGCAAGAAGUGAAGAAAACAAGAUUUCAACCGCGUAUCGUCAUCGGCGCCUCUCGACAAACGCUAUGUGUGAAUGAAGAUGUGAGAAAAUUGACGUCGACAAGUUUAAUCAAUGAGAGAUGUCAAGAAUUGAGAAACAAUCACAAGGAAACCAGUCACAAGAGGAAACCGGGAGAAAAGAAGUCCUGUGGUGCGAAAACGUGUCAAUUCUACAAGUCGGACAACAUUGAGGAUGUGACAAAUGGGAUCUUAACUGGAUGUGAUACGAAUCCCUCGGCGGUGAUCGCGAAAGCAAAGCAACUGGAAGGAUGUGCGUAUUUUGGCUCGAGAAAAGCGAUUCCUCUUUGCGAGAUUGUUUUGCUACCAUAUCAGGUGAUCCUUCACGAAUUCACGCGCAACUCCUGGGAAGUUGACUUAAACGACAACAUUUUGGUGCUCGACGAGGCGCACAAUGUGCUCAACACGAUUACUUCUGUGAACAGUUCGGAACUCUCGGUGAAUGCGUUGACAUUAUCCCUUGAAUUGGUGCGAAGCUAUGUCGAUUUCUACAAGACGAGACUCAAGGCGAAGAAUUUGCUCUACAUGCGGAUGUUGCUUAUGCUUCUCUCACGUUUACAACUCUACUUCACCAAGUUGCCCGCCGAAUUUCAAGAAGUUUCGACGAUUCAAGGGUUCUUCAUCAAAGCAAAUCUCACCGAAGUGAAUGUGCACAAAUUGUCGACUUAUCUGAAGGGAUCGUUCAUUUGUCGGAAAUUACACGGAUAUAGCUUUAGACUUGCAAAUCGAAAACUCAAAGAGGAGACAACGCCAAAAACGACGGGAAUUCAACGGUUGCUAGCAAAACCGAAGAAUGAAACAAAUUUGAAAGUGGAAGAAUCGGCCGCGGCGGCUCCAUCAAAAUCAGCCCCAUCUUCUCUCCAAAUGGCCGCUUCAAUUUACGUGAUUCAGUCGUUUAUCGAUGCAUUGACGAACAAAUGCGAUGAUGCUCGAGUGAUCGUUGUGAAGACAAAAACUGAGUCGAAAUUCCGCUUCAUUCUGCUUAACCCCGGAUCAAAGUUGAUGGAUGUGCUCAAGCAACCGCGGGCCACGAUUCUCAUUGGUGGCACAAUGGAACCGUCAUCGUUUCUUGUGGAUUCUCUCGUCUCUUCUGGCCUCUCUCCAUCAUCAAUUCGUCGUUUUUCGUGCUCUCAUGUGAUCGACGACAAUCAAUUGGGAGUUCUGGCGAUCGAUAAGUGCCCAGAUGGUCGACCUUUGCAAAUCACCUUCGAAACGCGCUCGGAUCCUCGUUUGAUACACUCGAUAGGGGAAAUGAUUGCACAAUUGAUAUCAAAAGUGCCAAAUGGUUGUGUGAUUUUCUUUCCCAGCUACGACUACUUAGACUUUUUCGUUGAGCAAUCAAGGAAGAACGGGAAUUUACAGAAAAUACAGAAGCUAAAGGACUUGUUCACCGAGAGCCGAGCCUCGUCGAAUGAUCUUUUGACGAGAUAUUCGGAGAAAGCUGUCCAGGAAAGAGGCGCCUUACUGUGUGCGGUGAUUGGUGGAAAACUCUCAGAAGGAAUAAACUUCUCGGACUCACUGGGACGAGCCGUUUUCAUCAUCGGCAUGCCCUAUCCGAACAAAAAUAGUCCCGAGUUGAAGGAACGAAUGAGGUUUGCCGAAUCACAGCGUGCCGGGAGUGCGAGUCGUCUCUACGAAUCGCUUUGUAUGCACUCGGUGAAUCAAGCUGUUGGCCGAGCGAUUCGCCAUCGACACGACUACGCGAUGAUCUUCUUUUUUGAUGCGAGAUAUUCAACGCAAAAUGUCUCCGCUCAAUUGUCUGCUUGGAUUGGGUCAAGAGACACCACUUUCCCGCAGAAUCAGAUUGCCCAGUGGCUUCAACGAAGUCUCAGCGCUGAGCCGAGGCGACAACCGAAUCUUCUGCUGACGGAUUUCCCGUCAUCUUCAAACUCCACGCUGUCACUGGGACUCGUUGACGGAGUCACGACUGAGUCUACAGGCGGUGAAUGCGUUGUUUGUGGAGACAAAUCAAGUGGAAAGCAUUACGGGCAAAACUCGUGCGAAGGAUGCAAAUCGUUUUUCAAGAGAUCAAUCCGUCGAUCCCUCUCCUACACAUGUCGGGGUCAAAAGAAUUGCCCAGUUGACAUCAAUCACCGAAAUCAAUGCCAAUAUUGUCGAUUGAGGAAAUGCGUGCGGAUGGGGAUGAGAAAAGAAGAACGAGUCUCCUUGUUGACCUCGGUGCAACGAAGCUCCGUCCCAUCCAACGGAAAUCUAUUCAACAUUUUACCGCCAUUAUUCCCGGGUGCAGUGUCGAUUUUCACGGUGUUAAUGGGCAACAUGGUGCUUCUUGCUGAUACGACGAAAGCGUUUCCCAUCGAGACGAAUCAAGACGUUUUUGUGGUCAUGGAUUACGCGUCAAUUCUCGGCACACUCAUCAACCUCUUCGGCCUCUACGUCAUCACUUUCCACACACCGAACAGUAUGAGAACCUAUGGGCAAGCACUGUGCGCAUAUCAAAUUCUCUCCUUGAUCACUGAUGCAUUGGUGGGAUCGGCGCUGGCGCCGUACUUCAUUUUCCCAGUGCCCGGCGGUCUUCCAAUGGGAUGGCUAUGGAAAUUCGGCGUUUCGACACGAUUGCAGAUUGCUCUUGGUUUCAUCUUUGGUGGCCACAUGGUUUCACUGAUCAUGACAAUGUUUUUGAUUCGACAUCAGACAAUCAUGCCGGAGGGACAUUUCAUGAAAAUCUCGCCACAAUUCGUCACUCCAAUCUACAUCAUACUCCAAUUCUGGCCAUAUCUUCACAUGGGUGGCCUCUUUGUCUACAUUUUCUACAAUGAUGACGACCAAGCGACAAGAGCUUUUUAUCUAAAAACAUAUCCAAUAUUCGAACAAUUCAUCAAAAUCGAUCGUUUUUAUGCUUUCGCGCCGGGAAAGGGUUUUAUUUUUGCGGUAAAUAUUUCUGCGUGGACAGCUGUUUUGACGGUUUUGAUUGGAGCUCUUGCACCAUUUGGUGUCUUUUGCAUCGCCGAACACGGUCUCCUUUCAACGAUCGUCACUUUGGCCCUCUAUCGACCAUACUAUGCCUAUAUUGAGCAAAUCGUUUGGGAUUUUCUCGCAAAAGUCUUCCCGUGCCUUUUUGAGCCUCGAGUCUUCUCGACAGCUGAAGCAACGACUAUCGUUGUGUUAUCAAAAGCGAGAGCGGGAAAGAUUCGACGAUUCUCGUUAGCAGCCCGUUUAGCCGUCACUGGUCACUCAAAUAUCACGAAUCUCUCAAGGAUUGCUAGCAGUCUUGGA